This is a messenger RNA of [Candida] anglica, 735 nucleotides long. NCBI's taxonomy places the organism in Eukaryota, Fungi, Ascomycota, Pichiomycetes, Serinales, Debaryomycetaceae. The record is from the annotation of a GenBank genome assembly.
AUGUCAAACUGUUCAGUAAUCAAGAGUCGUCAGACUAUCAUCUCUAUCACUAUAAGGGCUAUUCAAUUGGCUUGGACAAUAGCUGCAUUGGUUACAGCCGCAAUCUCCGAUUCCAAACUCCCCUAUGAGAGAAUCCAAUACUCACUUGCAGUCUCGGUAAUUUCUCUCGUUUAUGUCAUUUUAACGGUAAGUCCUCUUUAUCGCUAUGCUGUGCCCAUCCAGGUGGUUCUUUGUGAGGGCAUUCUUUCCCUUCUUUGGCUAGUGGCAUUUGGACUUAUGGCCAACGUAUGGGCCAGUAUUAAUUGCGACGUUUUUGACACAAGCUUUUGGUCUAUGGCACUCAAUGACUCUAAGGCGACUAAACUUCUUGAUUCACUCCAUGAUCUGUGCCCUGUAAACAAAGUAAACAUUGCGUUCGCCUGUUUGGCCUGGAUUUCAUUUCUGGUUUCCUUCAUCUUGUCACUUGCUUGUACCUAUGUCCCUGUAUCCAAGGGGGAACAAGGUCUUAGAGAGAAGAUUAUGUCAUAUGGUGCACUUUUCCCAGCAGCCACCACCACUUCCGCUACUACUGCUACUACUAAUUCUACUGAUCCUGAAGUCAUUAAUUUUGAAGGACAAACAACUGGAAUCAGGUAUGAUCCCUCAGUUGGUUUCGAUGGAUAUUCAAAAGAGUCUGAGAAUCAUACUCCAGACGAUGAAUUCAAUCAACAUCCCAACGUCACACGUUUUGUAUAG